Theobroma cacao (cacao) is the source of this 1053-nucleotide messenger RNA. Its product is annotated as nudix hydrolase 15, mitochondrial-like. Gene Ontology annotation, biological process: coenzyme A catabolic process. The record is from RefSeq and is a predicted model, not a curated record. Gene Ontology annotation, molecular function: coenzyme A diphosphatase activity. Lineage: Eukaryota; Viridiplantae; Streptophyta; Magnoliopsida; Malvales; Malvaceae.
UCUUCCGCCUAAACUCCAAUAAUCGCUUUUCUUCUUAACAAAAAAAAUAGCAAUAAUUUCUUUCCCCUGUUGUACAAAUUCGUACCAUGCAGAAUUCAUGAUCUUCUCAAAUCUAAAAAGGCUACCUUUAUUGUCUCCGCCAUUUGUCAAGCUCAUGGCUUCAUCAACAUCUUUGAAUGGAGGAUCACUUUCGAAUUCAUCACAGAGACUCUUAGCCUUAGCCCAGCAGCUGCGUCAUUACAGGCCUCCAACUUGUUCCUUGGACGACAACGAGGAACAAAUCAUGGAGGAAGCCGCAGGGAAAGUUGUUUCCCAAGUGGGUUUCCAAGAAUCUGUUACCCCAGUUGCCAAAAACCCGGAAAAGUUUAGACCUAAAAGAGCUGCUGUUUUGAUCUGUCUCUUUGAAGGGGAUGCUGGGGAUUUACGUGUCAUAUUGACCAAGAGGUCUUCAAGACUGUCUACUCAUUCGGGGGAAGUUUCAUUGCCAGGUGGGAAAGCAGAGGAGGGGGACAAAGAUGAUGGUGACACAGCUACUAGAGAGGCUAAAGAAGAGAUUGGGUUGGAUCCUUCACUUGUAAAUGUUGUAACUGUUCUUGAACCAUUUUUGUCUAAGCAUCUCCUUAGAGUAGUUCCUGUUAUUGGCAUACUUAACGACAAAAAGGCAUUCAAGCCUACUCCAAAUCCUGCUGAAGUGGAUGCUGUGUUCGAUGCUCCCCUGGAAAUGUUUGUUAAGGAUGAAAACCGAAGCGUAGAAGAGAGAGAAUGGAUGGGAGAGAAGUAUCUCCUUCACUUCUUUGACUAUGAAAUUGAGAAUAAGAAGUAUUUAAUAUGGGGUUUAACUGCUGGGAUUUUGAUAAGAGCUGCUUCAGUGGUCUACCAGCGACCACCAGCUUUCCUGGAACAGAGUCCCAAGUUCAAGUUUCCUAGAGUUGUGGACAAUAAUACUGUUAUGCGUUGAAUAGUUCCAGGAAUUUUAAGUUUGGCUUGUACCUCAAAUCUACAUAAUAAUAAUUCUAAUUAAUCGAAGAUGAGUCCAAUUGGGGCAUUUUUUAA